GGUAUGCUGUUAAGUCGUAUGAGUUGUCGACUGUGCCACGGGACCGUCCCCAAAAAGCGUUAUCUAAAUUUUGUAAAAGUUCGAAACAUCACGCAAAUGUUUUAGCUUCGGCUCCAUUGAUGUAUAUUGUGACAUUGUACACUGGUGAUAGUAGAAACGUUCUCGUGAGUAAAUGUGCUUCUGCCCCCUUUGAAAAGAAUCCAAAGAAUGUAAGGUAUGGAUUGAUUUUUAUAAUACAAUUGGCACUCAAACACAGCACAUUGCAGUGCCAAACUAUAAAAGUAAGGUGUCACAAGCGGUUGAAAAAAAUAUCUAGUUAUGGCUCAUUGUGUUAAGCUGGUGAUGUUGUUCAAAGUGUUACUCCUAUCCUGCUGUUUCGCACAUCCAACCAAUCAGCAGCAAACGUCCGAUCCUCACACCACGGAAAAUGUGCAAUGUUUAAUCGAGGUUAAGGAGCUGCUGAAGCUAGUAUUUAAACUUCUUUCUGUAGAAUCGUUUGAUUUGUUAAGCGAAAUGAAUCAAUUCGAAAAAAUGCAAGACCAGGAAAGUUUCAGCUCUGCAUCAUCUUCGAAGUCGGCUGAGAACAAUCACGGCAACACCGAGCAGGCUAUUCAUUUCCUGUUGGAAAAGUUGGACAUGCUAAUGAGGAACUUUAACCAAACAGUUGGGACCCUUUCCUGCUUUAAGCAGACUCGCUUUAAUCGCGAACCGGCAAGCCACGUAGCCAACUUACGCCAACAAUCCACCAUCAAUUGCGACACUUCUCCAAUGGUGUGUAUGGUGUUUCGUCUUCUGCACUGGAUGUACGUAGAGCCUACGUACGAGAUUAUCCAGCUGUUGCGCUUUUGGAUACGUGGUAACAAAUCCUUUCAACAGUGGUAAUACCUUCAAGUCACCAUAUUGGACAUUGACUCCGAGAUUUGACUCCGAGACAUUGAGACCGAGAUAAUAAAGGAUGGCGUUUUAACUGCCCAUUUUAGAUAAGAUAAACCGCGCUCCUAUCGAUCGAAGGCGUUCGAACUGCCGGAAGGGAUAGUCCCGACCCCGACAAUACCGUGACACCUGACCAGAUAAGACUGCACACACACAGACACACACACCCACGCCGGAGAUGAUAAGAUUGCAAUUGUUUUAAGUGACGGUAGAUUUGCUUGCAUUGAUUGCUGGUCAAGUGGAAAUUUGAAUGGAAUCUGGUAAAUUAAUAGCAAAUGAUAGACAGAUCAAAAGAUGGUUCAGUAGACUCAAGAAGUGUGUGCGAUGUCACUGAGCACAAUAAAGUGUGACUGAUACUGACUCCCCACCAAAUGAUUGAUUUUAAAGAAACCCUAAUAUUGUUUCAUUUUUAAUAGUAAUAUCUUCAUCUACAUUGCCUGAGUAACUUUUCGACCCGGCCAACUUUUUCCCACACAAUUUAUCUCCAUAGUUGAUCACGCUCCAUACAGUCCCCCUCCGAGCGCUAGGGCGACCAACUUUACCGAAACUAUAGUACAAAUGUGUACACAGACACACCUAACGUUGCAAACCAAGCCCACCGAAAGGCUCAUGCUACACACGCAUUACGCAGCCCAACGCUAGCCGACGCACACUACG
Anopheles coluzzii is the source of this 1590-nucleotide messenger RNA. RefSeq lists its product as uncharacterized. NCBI's taxonomy places the organism in Eukaryota, Metazoa, Arthropoda, Insecta, Diptera, Culicidae. The transcript has 3 exons. The record is from RefSeq and is a predicted model, not a curated record. Bases 319 to 882 code for a protein of 187 amino acids.